CCACAACCACGCGAGAGUUUGUUUUGAUUCUUCAUACUUUAGGAGGUAGUGUUUUAUUUGAUUUUUUUGUUUUUACAUGCAACUUGUAUAUAGGUACUCUGCUUGAUAUUUUUGCAUAUUUUAAGAGGGAGAACUGGGGAAGAAAAGGAGUACUUGAUUGCCAUCGCAGAGAUGUCGGCUGACCCUGCGCCUGUGCGUCGCUCGACGCUUCUGGCGGCGGCGGCGGCGGCAGUGGUGUCUCUGGCGGCCGUCUGGCUGUGGCGCCGCCCCCGCUCCCGCCCGCUCCGGGCGCUCCCGCAGAAGAGGAUCGUGGUGGUGGACUCUACUGAUCAGUGGUCGACCGUCGGACGGGAGCUGAGAGCGCGGUGCUCCGAGACGCCCGUACUGGGCCUGGACUGCGAGUGGGUGACGGAGCCGGGCGGUCGGCGGCGGCCGGUGGCGCUCCUCCAGCUGGCCACCCUGGAUGGACUGUGUGUGCUGGUGCGGCUCUGUCGGCUACCGGAUCUGCCAGAGGACCUGCGGUCGCUGCUGCGGGACCGCUCGGUGCUGAAGGUAGGCGUCGCCUGUCUGGAGGACGGCGCGCUGCUGCUCGCGGAUCACGCGGCGCCGGUGCGCGGCUGUGUCGACCUGCGUCACCUGGCCGGCCGGCACCCGGACAAAGCGCGCCUGCUGCGCCGGCCCGGCCUGGCCGCGCUGUCUCAACAUCUACUGGGAGUGCACCUGAGCAAGGGCCGCCGCCUGCGCUGCAGCAACUGGGAGACGGACGCGCUCAGCGCCGACCAACAGGAGUACGCCGCGGACGACGCUCUGGUGGGCGCGCUGCUGUUCCGUGCCCUGCUCGAGCCCAAAGUACCGGAGCUGACUCGGAGUACGUGGCCACGAGUACUCUCUGCCUGCCAGGGCCUGGUCGACUGCAAGUACAAGCCAAGCCACGCGGCCCGUCAGCACGCCGACCCUGCCGUGUCGACGCCGCCGUCGGCCCCCGCUCCGGCGAACCGCGGCGGGUCACGUACGGUACCCACCUCCUACCAGCAGUCCAAACAGGUGUCUGCGGGCUACCAGCUGCGGAAGAGCCAGCUGUACGACAACGCCCGGCUGCUGGCACCGGACGACCAGCCGCUCAGCGUGGUGGAAAACUCCAAGGCCAGGUGGUACGUGUAUAAGGGGCUGGGCGAUAUAGUGCAGGAGGAUCCCCUGGUGGUAAAACUGCGGUUCGAGCCAGCCGGUCGGCCCCAGCAGGAGGGCAACCACGGCUACUACUACCUGCAGGAGAAGGACAACUGCUGUGUGCGAUGUGGCGCCAGCGACGGCUACGUCAGGAAGAACAUCGUGCCGCAGGAGUACCGAAAACACUUCCCCGAGAUAAUGAAGUCGCACCAGUCGCACGACGUGCUGCUGAUGUGCGUCAGCUGCCAUCAGGAAAGUAACAUCCUGGACCUGAAGAUGCGCCAGAGACUGGCUGACGAGUGUCACGCUCCUAUCGGGACAGAGGCUGAUGUCAAGGUGCGGGAGGACCAGGCGCUACGGAAGGUGAAGUCAGCGGGCCGCGCGCUGCUCAAGAGUCGCGACAAGCUGCCGCCGCAGCGGGCCGCCGAGCUGGAGAGCGUGCUGCGCGACUACUACGGCGUCAGCACCAUCACCGACGACAUUCUCCACAGCGCCGCCAACAUGUGCACCAAUCACCCUAACUCGGAGUACAUGUCCCACGGCGAGGCCGUCUACCGACACUUCUGCCAGCCCGGCCGCGGCCUCAUCCAGCUAGAACGACGCUGGCGGCAACACUUCCUCGACUCCAUGCGGCCCGCCCGGCUGCCCGACCUCUGGAGCGUCGACCACAACCACGCCAAGAUCCGCUGGAAGAUCCGACGCGCCGACUGGCCGCUGAGAGUGAGAGAGGAUAUUUGGAGGCGGUGUAUUGGGUCGGAGUACUGGGAUGAGAAGGACGAGGGCCCGGUGAUGGGGCCGGGACCGGGCGCCGGGCGUGUGAGGGAGAGGGAGGAAGAGGAAGGUGAGCAGGAUGUUGAGACCGAAGAUGGUGGAGAGGAGAUAGAUGUGGAGGAGGAUGGAGAAGUGGGUGUAGAGCUGGGAGAUGAAGAUGAGGAACUGGAAGAUUAUGAUGGGGAAGAUGUUGAGGUUGAGGUGGAGGGUGAGGUUGACGUACAGGUGACAGAAGAGGGAGUUGAAGAGAAGUUUGAAGAAAAUGACAAGAGAACAGUGAACGGUUACGGAGGCGCCGCCAGCACCUAGGCGGCGCCACUGACGCGGUGGACCCGUGGCGGCGUGCGGUGUCGUCAAGAAGACGUCCGUGUUCCAAUGGCUAACGUGUCCCGAUUGACCGGAACGCUCAGUGGUCAGCGUCACAGCCGCUUUCGGUAAGUCCGUCCUCGAGAGAGGGAGAGGGUGUGAAACAGGGUAUCGAGGGGGGAUGGGAUGGAGGGUGCUGCUGGUUGUUGCUGUUACAGCAAACACAUUACGCAGGCCAUCACUUGGGCUACGUAUUCGUCCGUAGAUAGUUGGGACCAGGUACUACCCAGUACCCACUAGCUUGGGUACUGGGUAGUACAAGAGUAGCGUACAAGUUGCGCCUGUGGUGCAGUGGCGCGCGUUGCGUCUUGUGAUGUCCCACUCCACUUCAUGAUAAUGGGUAAUUAUUUGCCUGACCGAGUGCAGUUGAGAAGCCAGUCACUGUCGCGUGCUCUAUCCCGCUGCAGUGGGAUCAGAAUAACAGCUGCGUGGUGCAGAGACGGUCCUGAGAAGUGCCUUACCAACCCUGGUUCAGGUUUAUUCUGGUGGUGCUUGACUUGUCGAUUUCAUCGACAUAUGACUGGGUUGUUGUGUCGCUGGCUUGUGUUUUUCAUCGACUGCUUUUCAGACAUUUUUAAUCAGCUAUCCACAUUCUUACCUUUUGCAAUGCAUUGCUGUGAUCAUUGGUGUUUGAUGUGUGCGACAAUCACAAAAUUCGACUGUUUUUAAUCAUA
Amphibalanus amphitrite is the source of this 2978-nucleotide messenger RNA. RefSeq names its product exonuclease 3'-5' domain-containing protein 2-like. The transcript is spliced from 11 exons. Gene Ontology annotation, cellular component: cytoplasm; nucleus. The record is from RefSeq and is a predicted model, not a curated record. Gene Ontology annotation, molecular function: nucleic acid binding; 3'-5' exonuclease activity. Gene Ontology annotation, biological process: nucleobase-containing compound metabolic process. NCBI's taxonomy places the organism in Eukaryota, Metazoa, Arthropoda, Thecostraca, Balanomorpha, Balanidae. Bases 172 to 2247 code for a protein of 691 amino acids.